CCGAUGGCAAAGUUUGCGUCCCGAGGGCGUCCCGCCCGAGGGACAGCAAUUGCCUGAGGUUAUUAAGGCUCAUUAAUUCCCGUGGUACAUAGAUAAUUUUAUUUCUGACCGAUUUCAAUAAAAUAUUGUUUAUUUUUAAAACGGAAAAAAUGUACCAAUUUAUUACCUUCCCAGUAUAUUUGAAUCAGGUACCAUUGAUUAUAAGAGUUUUGUUGUUGCUAGGUUGUUGCUAUGUUACGUGUUUAUAAACAGAAUUGUUACUUGCUUAUAAACAGUACUUUGUUAUCAAGCUGUGUUUGCGUUAAAAACGUGUUUUCUACCCCAAAUAUAAUGGAGCAGAUUUUGAAAAAAGCUGAAAAAGCAAGAGAAUCAUUAAUUCCAUCGAAAAGUGAAGCCGUAUACCAAAAAGAAUACAAGAUAUAUCUGGAGUGGCUGACACGGAAUAAUGUUAUGCCAAAAGAUGCCACUGAAACUGUAUUACUGGCAUAUUUUCAAGAAUUGUCAGAAACGUAUAGUCCGAAUUCUUUAUGGACUAAAUGGUCAAUGCUAAAAUCGAAGGUGAAUAUACAUGAGAAACGAGAUAUCGCCAAGUUCAAUGAACUAGAGGCUUUUUUGAAACGGAAGAGUAAGAGUUAUAAGCCGAAAAAGUCUGCUGUUUUAUCUCCUAAUGAUGUUAUCAGAUUUCUAAAGAACGCUCCUAAUGAAAUUCAUUUAUUGCAUAAGGUUGUUUUGAUUAUGGGUUAUUUUGGAGGAUGCAGAAGUCAGGAACUUUUGAAUAUGAAGAUAUCGGAUAUAGAGGACCGGGAUUCCGUUNGUUUUAGGUUGUUUUGA
Messenger RNA from Anoplophora glabripennis (Asian longhorned beetle), 831 nucleotides. RefSeq lists its product as uncharacterized. Gene Ontology annotation, molecular function: DNA binding. Bases 232 to 831 code for a protein of 199 amino acids. The transcript is spliced from 3 exons. NCBI's taxonomy places the organism in Eukaryota, Metazoa, Arthropoda, Insecta, Coleoptera, Cerambycidae. The record is from RefSeq and is a predicted model, not a curated record.